AAAACCCUAAUAAUUGUAAAAAGAGCGCAAAGAAGAGAAAUGAAUUGGUAGUGGUUACGGUUAUGGCAGAGGAAGAAGAGAACGCGUUAUCGGGUGAACCAGAGUUUCCGAAGAGUCGAGUGAAGAAGAUAAUAACACUGGACAAAGACGUGAAGAGAGUGAGUUCAGAAGCGUUGUUUCUGGUGUCGCGAUCUACGGAGCUUUUUUUACAGUUACUUGCUGAAAAGUCUGCGCAGGUCGCAACUGAGAAGAAGCGCAAGACUGUAAAGCUUGAACAUAUAAGAAUCGCGGUGAAGAGAAAUCGGCAUGUAAGUGAUUUUCUUCUCGAUUCGCUUCCGUUGCCUUCUGAAGGAACUAAAUCUGAUAAUCCCGCGGUGGUUGUUGUUGAUAAAGAUAAAUCUGUUCCGGUUGGUACUCGCCGCAUUGAUCAUAUAUUCCGAAAGUCGGAAGCUCAAGUUGAGGCUGAGGCACCUGAACCGGCGCCUGAACCGGUGCCCGAACCCAUGGAAGAGUCAUAGGUUGUGUUCAACUAUACUCUCUGUAAAUGAGAUUUGCUUCUUAUGUUCAUGAUUAGCAAACUGAUUAGGGAAACGAUGAGAAUCUAAUUGUAAGCACCUCGUUAAAAAUAUGUUAUGUUUCUUUUUGCUUAGUCUUUGAUCUAUUCAAUUAUGAAUCUAUGAUCUAUUAAUGUUGCUAAUUGCAAUCCUUUACUAA
Molecule: messenger RNA, 714 nt
Organism: Lathyrus oleraceus (garden pea)
Lineage: Eukaryota; Viridiplantae; Streptophyta; Magnoliopsida; Fabales; Fabaceae
Product: DNA polymerase epsilon subunit C
Exons: 1
Coding region: 63-518 (151 amino acids)
Biological process (GO): regulation of DNA-templated transcription
Cellular component (GO): nucleus
Molecular function (GO): protein heterodimerization activity; transcription cis-regulatory region binding
Source: RefSeq, a predicted model, not a curated record